Messenger RNA from Tupaia belangeri chinensis (Chinese tree shrew), 1101 nucleotides. RefSeq names its product coiled-coil domain containing 3 (gene CCDC3). The record is from RefSeq and is a predicted model, not a curated record. Lineage: Eukaryota; Metazoa; Chordata; Mammalia; Scandentia; Tupaiidae. Gene Ontology annotation, biological process: negative regulation of gene expression. Gene Ontology annotation, cellular component: extracellular region. The transcript has 6 exons. The coding region runs from base 19 to 1101 and encodes 360 amino acids.
UAGCGCUGCGCCGCCGGCAUGCUGCGCCCGCUGCUGUUCACUGCGCUCUGCCUGGCCGGCUGCCCCGCGCCCGCGCGCGCCUGCCAGCUGCCCUCCGAGUGGAGACCCCUGAGCGAGGGCUGCCGCGCGGAGCUAGCCGAGAUCAUCGUGUACGCCAAGGUGCUGGCGCUGCACCCGGAGGUGCCCGGCCUCUACAACUACCUGCCCUGGCAGUACCAUGCCAGCCAGGAGGGGCUCUUCUACUCGGCGGAGGUGGAGAUGCUGUGCGACCAGGCGUGGGGCAGCAUGUUGGAGGUGCCCGCCGGCUCUAGGCUCAACCUCACCGGCCUGGGCUACUUCUCCUGCCACUCCCACACCGUGGUCCAGGACUACUCCUAUUUCUUCUUCCUCAGGAUGGAUGAAAAUUAUAACCUCUUGCCUCAUGGAGUCAAUUUCCAAGAUGCCAUCUUUCCAGACACUCAAGAAAACAGAAGAAUGUUUUCCAGCCUUUUCCAGUUUGCAAACUGUUCCCAUGGGCAGCAGCUAUUGGCUUUCUCCAGUGACUGGGAGAUCCAGGAAGACAACAGGCUCAUGUGCUCCUCGGUGCAGAAGGCCCUGUUCGAGGAGGAGGACCACGUCAAGAAACUGCAGCAGAAAGUGGCCACCCUGGAGAAGCGGAACAAGCAGCUCCGGGAGCGGGUGAAAAAGGUCAAGAGGUCCUUGCGGCAGGCGCGCAAGAACGGCCGCCACCUGGAGCUGGGUAACCAGAAACUCAGCGGAGGCCACCCCUAUUCAUACCUGUGGACAACCUGCCACCAUAAACAUUGUAUCCCCCACAAAGCUGACCCCAACUGCCAUUUCUUCCCUGUUCAUGUCUCUCUUGAUAGUGAUGAGAUCAAAGUGAAGAGGGUGCAAUGGUACCCAAAUAAUCUCGGAGGAUUCUGGUUUCUGUCUUACGUCCUGCAGUGGUUUUCGAAAAACAGAAGUCAGAAUCCCUACCUUCAAGAACUUUGUGCUCUAGUGGAACAAUAUAGACUCAAACAUGAGACACAUGAACAGGAAGUUCACAACACAAAGCAGGAUGGAGCAAUUCCUAUAGAUCUCCUACUCUUUGACCCUUAG